AAAAGUCCUGUUCCUACUUGGCUGAGAAACAUAUCCUCUGCUGUUGCAUCACAUUUCUCUAUCUUGAACUAUCGUUCCCUUCAGAGGAAAUCAGGGCAGAUUCCUGAAAGAAGGACACAACUGGAAGCUGAUACUACACUGCUAAGUGAUACAAUAUACUGCUGAAGCCACGAUCAAAAUUUCAGUCUAAAUUUUUGAGAUAAAAGGAUAAGUGCAAAGAGGACUACCUUCCAAGCCUUAAAGGAUUUCAAAACCUACGUGGAUCAAGCCUGUAGAGCUGCAGAUGAAUUUGUCAACAUUUAUUAUGAGACAAUGGAUAAAAGAAGAAGGGCUUUAACAAGACUUUAUUUGGACAAAGCAACAUUAGUUUGGAACGGUAAUGCAGUGUCCGGACAAGAAGAACUGAAUAAGUUUUUUGAAAUGUUGCCAUCUAGUGAAUUCCAGGUUAAUGUGUUGGAUUGCCAGCCUGUUCACGAGCAAGCCACUCAAGGCCAGACGACAGUCCUCGUGGUGACAAGCGGGACAGUAAAAUUUGAUGGUGACAAGCAGCGCUACUUCAACCAGAACUUCUUGCUGACGGCACAAGCCACCCCUACCAACACGGUGUGGAAGAUCGCCAGUGACUGUUUCCGCUUUCAGGACUGGGCCAGUUCGUGAGGUUUGGCUACGGGACGUGACCUCUCUCAUUCGACAAGCUGAAAUUGGCUGUCCCGGCAGCCGCACUCCACGCGUGGGAAAUGCUCACUCUUCGCGUCGCAUCUGUCGUUACGGAAGGUCUAUGGAUGUUUUAGGGUUGAUCUCAGUGACUGUGGGUUUAGUAGUAAGCAAUCUUAAAAUGUGAGAGGUUGCUCGUGUGAGUUGAACCUAAUAAAAUGCUGAAGGCAGUGAGCUGUGUUGGAAUCAUUCCUAAAAAUGCCUUACAUGCAGCUACGCUGCCACUUCCAGGCUUCUUGUAUGUGAUGCUGAAUGCUGAAACUUUACUGUUGAACACAAAAUCCUCUUAUUGUGCAAUUCUGACCAAACGUGUAAUUUUUUCCACUUGAAAAGAUCUGUUUUUACAGUAGCAUCUUCGCUCUUUUGAAGGAGAUGCUUUUGGCACGUCGAUAGAAUUCUCAAAGCUACCUACUCCUGGUUGUAAGAGGCUAGGAAGGAGCGACAGUGAUUUCUACUGUUUGUGAAAGUAGCAAAUACAGCUCUCGAGUGUGUAAUCUCUCAGAUAAUCCAUUGGAAAGGUAGUGUUACCUUUUCUCUGGUAUGAAAGAACUAAAUAUUCUCAUCAGGUUUCCUUUUGGCUUAAGCUUCUCAGACUUUGGUUGUAGUUAAUUUACACUGACUCAUAUGUAGGGCAUGCCGAAUGAUUCAGAGCUCCUAUGCCGACAGCUCGUCACAUAGAUGUGAAGGACUUCAAACUGAUUAUUCUUAUUUUGAAGUCCUACAGUGUAAGAACUAGGUCAGUUACAUAAUUUCUGCUUGCUUUAACUGUUAAUUCUGUUGCUAUGAAGUUUGGACUCUUUUUCCGAUAUUCAGUCUGCAAGUUUUGAACCCCUAGUGUCUUUUCAGGAAGCAUUGUAGUAAAAAAAAGUGGGACUGAAAGCGUGUAUUACUGUGAAGCCUUCAAUUUCUCUUCAGUACUGUUAUUUAGAACAGGUGCUUUGAUUUGCAACUUAGAAAACCAGCUCUGAACACAAAUACCAUCUUCCUCAUGCAGAUUUUUACUGUAGUUUUCAUGUUCUUUUAAAAUAUUACCUUGAAUUAUUGAUUCUGGAUUUUUUUGUGUGUGUCUUGCCUUAAAUUUGCAGUUUAAAGCUUUCAAUUGCUUUAAAGCAGUUUUCAAGACUACAGGUUAAGACUGUCCAUCUUGACUUGGGAACUUAAGAGUGAAUCUGUAUAUCGCAGAUUUGUUUCAGACUGGUACAUUCCUGUUUUAAACUGAGUAAGAAAAAUUAGCUAUACACAUGUGAGUAUGCUUGCUUGUAACUCUGAUCUUAAUAGAGGUUGCAAUGCCAGCAGCAACCUGAGCACAAAAGCGCUUACAGCUGCAGCUCGCUUGUUUUUAUGACUUAAAUCGGGAGACUGUGAAAAUGAGCAGUAUCUAACUUGCGUAAAACAUCUGUAGUUUGUGAAAUAAUCCCACAUUAAUGGGAUGUCUGGGUGAAAUGGGUGGGUUUAUUUGUUUCAAGCACUGCAAGUCUUUACAUCAGUAAGUUAGAAUUGGUAACCUCUCUAUUCAGAAGCUGUUUAUGUUCUGAACUAUUGUGUAACUGUUUUUCAGCCUGAAGAAUAUGAAUUCCUGCAACACAAUGCAAGAGAUACAGAAAUAACAAUGUAUUUACAGUUUUCAAAAAUUCUGGAUGUAGUGAAGAAAGGAUCCCUGUAUUUAAUUACUGUUUGUCCUUAGCAGAACAUGCAAGGUGCAUAUAUUUGUACGAUCUCAUUUCUACAAGUUUGAAAAGAAAACUUAACCCUAAGUUUGCCUGUUACUGAUACAGCAUUAUUGGACUGUGACACUGGUAUGUUGUGCUUGUUUUUAAUUUGCUGUUGAUUAUUUCAGCAGUGCUACAGAUUGGCUUUGCAUACGCAGAACAGGUUUUGACUUCUGAAAUGUAGUGAUGGGUCCAACUGUAGCAUUUGCUUGUUGGACUUCGAAGGGAGUCACCAGAACGCACACUUAUAUCUGUACCUGGUAAGCUUGUCCUGGGAAUAAAUACUUACCGGCUAUUUUAAUUUAAGUUUUAAUUUUUAUAGUAGUUUUUAAGCUUUUCCUAGGCAGAUUGGGAGAUUUAGAAUAUAUGAGGCAAUGUUUCAGUCAAAUGUUAAUUAUUUCCAUGCUGUUCGAAUGCAGACUGCUUUUAAAUCUGACUUCUGCAAUCUGGUCUAGCUGGACAAACCCAGUUUAAACUCUUACUUAGUAAGACAUGGAAUUGGAAUUGGACUUGGUAUGCAUACAGGGGGUUUUGGAGAGAAAUUUAUCAAAAUAUAAUUGCUUUGGCCUAGGGAGAAGUGCCAGUUGUGUGCUGCCUGCUUCCGUCACCUUUGAUGAGGAUCACAGGGUGAUUCAGUACUACCGUGAUCAGCUGUUGCUUUUUAUAACUGAAAAUGCUAUUUUACAAAAUAUUUUUAUGGAGCAUACUAAGUGAUAAUGUAGCUAUUAGAUUAAUUACUCAGUUGUAAAAUCAUUGAUUAAUGGUGCAGACCAAAAAUCUCUUCUGUACUAGCUGGAGAUGUUAGGGGUGCUGCAGCGUGUUAAAACUUCUGUGCUGAGAUUGGCAGAGGAGAACAUACAAAGGCUUUUUAUCCCCUUCGGAACAAAACCAUCUGGCUGGCUUAGUGCUCCCUGCUGCUGACUCUGCUCUAAUAUCCAAAAUUUACAAUAGGCAUCUAUAAAGUGAGCGUGUUUAUGCUUUGAACUGUAAACAGGAGUCAAUACUACCUUUUUUUUUUUUGCUGUUUGAUACCAAGUUACUCAUGUACAACUGGUCUGUGAAACCACGCUGGCUGGAGAGCAAAGUGCUUCCACGUACUGAAUUGUGGCUACUGGAGGCUUGAUAGGUCUUCUCGUUUGUGUAUAUUCCCUGUGUCGUCUGUAUCGGUCACUGGUUUUAUGUUGCUUUGUUCUUUUGGCAUACUACAGUUAAAUUGGCUUAAAAUACUUGUGCUGUUCCUUGGAAUGGGGAAAAGUGAUUUGUUCUGGUGGUAUGAAUGGUUUGUUCUGAUGGUUUUGAUAUAUGUAUGCUUCCUUAUCCUGAUGGGAGUAAAGCACAUUAAAGAAAUGCUGUUUUAUCCGUAAAGUAACUUUCCACACCUGAAUAUAUUUUGUAAGUUUUUGAAAUUGUUUAAGACCUUUUGUAAGAUUAAUUAAAAAAAAAAAACCACACACA
Molecule: messenger RNA, 3878 nt
Organism: Phalacrocorax carbo (great cormorant)
Lineage: Eukaryota; Metazoa; Chordata; Aves; Suliformes; Phalacrocoracidae
Source: RefSeq, a predicted model, not a curated record